UUCUCCGGCCCAGGCCCCGGCCCCGGCCCACCCCUCUCCUCAGCUGGGCCGUUGAGGGGCGGGGAAGUGGCGGGAAAAGCUGUGGUGAGGGGGGCGGGGCGCUGGGAGCCCCGAUCCAGCCCCAUCUCUGGGAGUUUUGAAGAACUUGGCUGAAGUCAGACAAGGUUACACUUUCAAAUCCAGGUAACCAGUGUUACGAUGUCUAAUCAGGAAUGUGAAAGUCCAGAGCUAGAAGAGAAGCAGGCUAAACCGAACAGCCCAUUCUUUGAUGAUAUAGAAAGACGUGAAUUACACAGUGAGAGCCUGUCCAGGAAGGAAUCGCCCAGCACAUCUCUGCUCUGCCCCACUGCAGAUGCGCCUGUAGCAGCAUUGGACGGCAAGUCAUCCAAUUAUUUUGCAGCCCUGGAUUCAAACAUUGAAAAUCUGCAGAGAAGAACGCAGCAGCUGAUCGAGGAGAUCAACGAGAACCGGAAGAAAGACCACACUGUCAUGAGCAAUUUCAGGGACAGCCUCAUGCUGAAGGUUUCGAGUUUGGCGGAGAAGCUGGAGGAAAGCAUGUUUCUCAUUUACGAUCGCCAUAACAAGCAAAUGCAGGAUAAGCUCCAAGAGCUCUCGGAGAUAAUGGAGAGGAUCAGCCAGAUCCAAACGGAGCUCAGACAAGUCUGCCACACUGUGGAGGCAGCUUAUAAAGACUUGUGCGUGCAGCCGGAGGUGUGAGAACACUAGGAAGAAGGGCCAGCUGGAAUCAAAAGCCCAGAUGAACCACUCAAACCAUCGUGUAGCUACUAUUCUGAUGCAAAAGGAAACACAAGACUACAGGUCAGAUAAGGGCCUCUUUUUCUAUUCCUGUUGCAGUUUGUUUGAUUGUUAAAGUUAUUUUAAAAACUCCUGAACUUUCAACCUCUGGUAGUGUCCUAAAGGGCCUGAGAGCCAGACAGGUUAAAAAACACACCUGCUAAAAUUCAGUCUUUAUAAAAGUGGGAAUAGGUGAGAUGUAAUUAAAGUCCACUGAAGAUACAAAAGGAUUAUACAAUGGCCAGUGGCUCUUGUCAAACUUCUGCACCCUGCUGCCUUCGAAAUGUCUUUCUUCCGGUGUGUCAGGGGGAGAUGUUGUCGCUCUCUCUCACAUAGCACUGUUUAUUAUAAAAGGCAUUUUAUAAAGAUCACAUGAAUGUUA
Messenger RNA from Mauremys reevesii (Reeves's turtle), 1177 nucleotides. It is a transcript of the gene SYCE2, whose product is annotated as synaptonemal complex central element protein 2. The record is from RefSeq and is a predicted model, not a curated record. Bases 199 to 717 code for a protein of 172 amino acids. Gene Ontology annotation, biological process: synaptonemal complex assembly. Gene Ontology annotation, cellular component: central element. Lineage: Eukaryota; Metazoa; Chordata; Testudines; Geoemydidae. The transcript is spliced from 5 exons.